Molecule: messenger RNA, 1397 nt
Organism: Hypoxylon trugodes
Lineage: Eukaryota; Fungi; Ascomycota; Sordariomycetes; Xylariales; Hypoxylaceae
Exons: 1
Coding region: 172-1143 (323 amino acids)
Molecular function (GO): phosphopantetheine binding
Source: RefSeq, a predicted model, not a curated record
GGUGUGCUUGUUAUUGAAGCUCAAAGAUUUCAAGCGGCCCUUCUCCUUGGGCCCCCAGCUAAUACAGGUUGUCUCACAACGGCGGAGCACGCCUUGCUGAUUGAACGUGUAUGGCCCAGUGUCAAGGAGGUGAACCGGAGCACGCCAGCGCAUGCUCGGAUUGAAAAGUCGAUGAUCUUGGUUGCCACCUCCCAUCCCUUCAUUCGAGCUGGUAAAGGCACCAUCCAGAGAGCUGCCAGUAUCGCUCAAUAUGCGACUGAAAUCGAUAACCUCUACGCAAGUGCGGAUAUAAUUCUGGGCGUAGACACUGACGGUGGGGAGAUGCCUGAUGCGCUACCAUCGGAUUUUGGAAAUGUUCAAAUGGUUGAGCAAACAAUCCGCAGUACUGUGAGCACCAUCACCAGGUGGUCGGAGGCGGACAUGACGGAUAGCUUCUUUGACCGCGGCAUGGACUCCCUCCAAGCUUUAAGACUUACUCGAGCUAUGCGGAAAUCCCUGGACCAUCCCAGCCUCUCGCUUUUCACAAUAUACCAAAAUCCUACCGCAGCGCAGCUCGCCACGGCGCUCACAACCACUUCAAGCGCUGCGCCUUCUGAUGAACACACCAUCGCGCGACAAUUCUUGGGUACCUACCAGGGGUUAAUUCAACAGAUACCCGAGCGAGGGGUGAUGUCUACAGGCCCCGAAGAGGAACCAAAUAAUAUGGUGAAUAUUCUUUUGACUGGUUCAACGGGUACCCUUGGAACGUCGAUUCUUUACGCACUGCUGGACCGCCCCAAUGUCGGGCACGUAUAUUGUCUGAACCGUGCUACUGAUGGCGGUCUAGAGGCACAGCAUAAACGAUUCGUCGCCGCGGGUCUCGAUACCAUCGUCCUUGGAAGUCAUGUUACUUUCUUGCAGGCAGAUCGUGCCGCUCCUGGACUGGGACUAGAGGCAAGCGCAUAUGACGAGCUCUGUACCCGAGUGGCCUGUCAACUUCAACCUCGCUCUCCUGGCUUUCCGGCCGCAGCUAGUUGGUAUCGUGAACCUUUUCAAAUUUGCAGCGAGUCCCAGCAACCAGGCAAUCCGUACAAUGUUUAUAUCGAGUAUCAGCACUGUAGCAAGUACAAGUGCCGGAGCAGCGAAGGAAAUCAUGUCGGAUAGCAGUUCGCUCGACGGUACCAUUAUGAAUGGGUACGCUCGAAAGAAGGUUUUGGCCGAAAUCCUCUGUGACGCUGCGGCCGAUCAUCUCGGUCUCUCCGUGGACAUCGUACAAAUAGGCCAGGUAGGCGGGUCUACGGCCCGGGACGGUGCGGUAUGGCUGCCAAGUCUCGUCAUUAGUUCCCUCAUGCACCUACACUGUCAUCCUGAGGACCUUGGUCCCAAUUUUUCAGAGAUCGAUUGGGUUCCGUCUGACU